GUGCAGCUUGUUGGUUUGGAUGAAGAGAGCUCAGAAUUCAUUUGCAGGAACACCUUUGAUCACCCCUACCCUACCACAAAGCUUAUGUGGAUCCCAGACACCAAGGGAGUAUAUCCAGACCUGCUAGCAACCAGUGGUGACUAUCUGCGGGUGUGGAGAGUGGGUGAAACAGAGACCCGGCUGGAGUGUUUGCUGAACAAUAACAAGAACUCUGAUUUCUGUGCUCCACUAACAUCAUUUGACUGGAAUGAAGUGGAUCCUUACCUUCUAGGUACCUCUAGUAUCGACACAACCUGCACUAUUUGGGGUCUGGAGACAGGACAGGUUCUGGGAAGAGUAAAUCUGGUCUCUGGCCAUGUGAAGACCCAGCUUAUCGCACAUGACAAAGAGGUGUAUGACAUAGCGUUUAGCCGUGCAGGUGGCGGGAGAGAUAUGUUCGCUUCAGUUGGUGCAGAUGGCUCAGUGAGGAUGUUCGAUCUCCGUCAUCUGGAACACAGCACCAUAAUUUAUGAGGACCCACAGCACCAUCCAUUGCUGCGUCUCUGCUGGAAUAAGCAGGAUCCCAACUAUCUUGCUACAAUGGCCAUGGAUGGCAUGGAGGUUGUGAUUCUAGAUGUCCGAGUUCCCUGCACUCCUGUUGCCAGGUUAAACAACCACAGAGCAUGUGUAAAUGGAAUUGCUUGGGCGCCUCAUUCUUCCUGCCACAUUUGUACAGCAGCGGAUGACCAUCAGGCUCUCAUCUGGGAUAUCCAGCAAAUGCCUCGUGCCAUUGAGGACCCUAUCUUGGCCUAUACAGCUGAGGGAGAAAUCAACAAUGUACAGUGGGCAUCAACUCAGCCAGACUGGAUAGCUAUCUGCUACAACAACUGCCUGGAGAUUUUGAGAGUGUAACAUUACUGCUUCAUGCCACAUUGAGGCAGGGCUGUAUAAUUUCCCCUCCCCUCUAAAGUAAGAACAACACAAGUCAAGUGGCCAGUAUCUGUUGUUGCUUUCCAUCUACUGUUACAAGAAACUGUUACAAGAAUCCAUGGCAGGUGUCUUCUGUCUCUCCAAGACUCUCAAAUGCAGAGACAUGCUGAGCCUCUUGGACCUUCUGGGUUCUGGUUUCCUUUCCCCCCCUCCCUGCCCCUCAGUUAAAGUUCUGUAUAUUUGUUUGUUGACUGUAUUAAUAAGCUUGCAGGCUUCUAAGUUGCUGCAUAUGUCCAUGUAUUUGUCAGCCAGCUGAGGCAGUGCAUCCAACUAGUUUAAUAGAUGCAAGUGCAAAACAAGGUGGGGAAAAAGACACUGAUGUUAACAGCCACCUUGGCAGGAAUCUUUAUCAUUCCUGAUGUUGGUGGCUUUU
This is a messenger RNA of Pelecanus crispus (Dalmatian pelican), 1342 nucleotides long. Lineage: Eukaryota; Metazoa; Chordata; Aves; Pelecaniformes; Pelecanidae. The record is from RefSeq and is a predicted model, not a curated record.